AUGGUACAACCGGGCAUCGGCGGUCUCGACACGCCGCGAACCAACGUGGGGGACGCGACUUACCUUAGCCGCAGGCCCGACUUCGACAUAUCACAAGAGUUAUCCUUUCAGUCACCCUCAAAGGACGGGAAUCUGUUGCACCAGCUCCGCAACGGCAACCGCCCCAGCCUCAAGACCCCGCGCGGGAGUCGCGCCCCGUUUGCCGAUCGGCAGAAUCUCCCCGCUGGCCUCGGCGGGCCCGAAUUCACGCCGCUGCUCAAGUCGGCAACUAGGAACAGCGCCAGACGGCAUGCCGCUGGCAAGGAGAACGGCCGAGCGACGCCCGCCUUCCUCGACAGAAUCGACGAAGACAUGACGCCCAUGCCCGCUGGCGAGACGAGCAUGUACGGCGCCUCUCGCAACACGUCAUCCUUUAUGACCAACACCCCGCUCCCGGUCAUGGACAGCAGUAGUACAGCGUCCACCCCCGUGGUCAUGCGGCGCCGCGACAAUGCAAAAGGGCCCCUCGAGGACGGAAACCAGUUGUCCCUGCGAGAGCAGGAACAUCUCAAAAUCCACUUUCUGGAAGAAGCGCUCCGCAAAGCCGGCCCUGGAUUCAACAAGCACCUCAACUCGGCAGAAAAGGACCUCGAGAGCUACAGGCAGCAGAUACUCGAGAUGCAGGAAAAGGCCAAGCGGAAGUAUGCCGACGAGAACCAGCGUGCCGAGAUGGACCGGCUGCGGCAGGCACUCGAGGACAAGGACGCCGAAAUUGACCAUCUUCAAAGGCAGCUCGAGGGCGAGCAGGGUGAGCGUGACAAGAUCGAAAAGUUGCAGGAUGAGAUUGGCGACUUGGAGGCCGACCUUCGGAGGAAGGACGACAUCAUCACACAGCACGAGGAUGAGAUUGAAGAGCUAAGGGAUAAGACGCAACGACGCAUGGUGGAGCUGGAAGAAAAGGCACAGGACGGGGACCGUCUCCAAGAAGCCAAGGACACCAUUGAGGACCUCGAGGCCAGUCUUGACGACGCAAUCUCGCAGAGAAACCGCGCCGAGGCGGACCUGGAGGAGUUGCAGGAGGAAAUGGCCAACAAGUCUGUCGUCACCAAGGGCCUCUCGCGGCAGAUUGAGGAGAAGAUGGCCCGACUGCAGGCCGAAGCCGACAAGGCACGCCAAGAAUGCAAGGCACUAGAAGACGAGCGUUCGGCGCAGCAGAAGGAGAUGGAUGGCAUGAGGGCCAAGCUGAGUGAGGCUCGCGAGGAGCGCGACUCUGCCGAGCGCCUUCGUCUCUCCCUCGAAGCUCAGCUGGAGACGCUGAGGCACCAGCUCAAGGAGGCCCGAGAGGAGCGCGACUCGGCCGAGCACAUACGUCUGACGCUGGAGUCCAAACUGCAGCAAGCACAGGCUGAUCUAAACAGGAGAGCUGACGAGAAGGAGAUUCUCCAAACCCGCCACGAUGCAUUGACAAACGAGUCAGUGUCACUUCAAAGAGAUGUCUCCAACCUUCGGAAAACCGUCGCAGAGCUUGAGGAUAGUCUGGAGCGGGAGCGGCAACACGGGCUUGAUAUCGAGCGUGACAUCCGGAAUCAGUUCAGGGAAGAAAUCGAGCGGCUAAACGACGAGAUCUCGGACCUCCAAGCCGACGAGAAAUGGGAGAAUGAACGUCACAACCUAGAGUCUGAGCGAGACCGCGCCGAGGAACGGGCUGCUGGCCUCCAGCGCACUAUUGACAGGCUGCGAGAUGCCGAGGGUGCCUUGUCGGACAAGGAAUCCAAGCUGCAAGAGGCCCUCCAGAUCUUGAGCACGCAGAUCGAACAGCUCCAACACGAUCUAAGCUCCAGGCAGGCCAUGUUGGAGGACCUCCGCAAUGAGCUGUCAGCCUCACAACAGGAAAAGGUCGAGGCACUCGAGGACGAGGUCGAAAUCUUGCAAGCCACACUCGAGCAGGCGCAACAAGAGUGUGACCGGUUGAAGCAGCAACUGCUUUCUCUUCAGGCAACCGCGGACUCGGCGAAGGCUUCUCCAAGCGCCAAGCAGACAAGCGAGACCGUCUCUCGCCUAAGGUCCCAGCUUACUGAUGCCACUGACGAGGUGUCGAAGCUUACCGAGGAGCGCCGGACACUGCAGGACCGGUCGGCAAGCUUGGAUGCGGAGCUUCGCUCCGUCCGGGCUUCACUCGAGAAAACGAAGGCGGAGCGCGAUGAGCUUGAGGCAGAAAUCGACCGCCUCAAGGAACACGGCGAGGACACUUUCAAGCUUGACCAGGAGAGGCUCGACUUACGCGUCUCCAAGACAAAGCUAGAUUCCGAGCUGCGUCGGCUGAAGGAAGAAAACAGGGUCCUGGAUGGACGUCGGCGGGAGGUUGAAGAGUCUCUGGAAAAGGAAAUCGAGAGGGCAGCCGCUGAGGAAGAUCGGCUCCGGGAUGAGAUCCGCGACCUGCAAACACAGUUACGACAAUCAUCGAAUAGUCAAGAGCUCGCGGCGCUCCGCCGAACCAUCCGCGAGCUCGAACGGCGUGUUGAGGACUAUGAGACGCGGCUGGCUGCCUCCCAAUUACCCGCUCAGGGAGGCGACGGAAAUAGCGAGCUCUCGUUUCUCCAUCGUGAGCUUUCUGCUGCCAGAAAGAAGGAAAUCGAGCAGCUAAAGCACGAUGCUACUCAAAAAGAGACCAUAAGGUCGCUCAAGCGGCAAAUCGCCGACCUGGAGCGCAAGGUGCACGAAGCAGCCCUGGAUCGUCUGGCGACAUCCCCGGGAUCGUCAAAUGGGGGCUCAGCGCAGAAGGCCGAAGUCUCGGAGCUACGCCAGCAACUGUCCACGGCCAACCAGUCAAUGCAUGAGCUGAAGAAGGCGCUCCGCGAAGCCGAACGGAAAGCCUCCGCCUCCGCGCGCGAGCUUCAGGCUCGUCUCGAGGAGCUUGAUGACGAGAAGUUGGUUCUCGAGCAGGCUCUGGAAGACGCGCGCAGCGCUGCGGAAGAGUCCGCUGCGGCACACGAGGAGGCACUGAAAAAAUACAAGAGCAAGCUAGAGAAGUACAAGCGAGAGCGAGACGGUCUGGCUGCCCGCCUACGGGAACAGAAUCACAACAAUAGCAACCACAGCGGGCUCAGCGAGCUAUCCCUCGAGGAACGGCGCGACCUGCACAACAUGCUGCGCGAGUCACAGGUCACAGCGGACAAGCUCGACCGCGAACUGCGCGAGCACCGCGAGGCGCUGGAGGAGCUCAUGGGUGUUGAGUCGUCCCUCCGCAAGAAGCUGGACCGAGCCCGCAGCGAGAGAGCCGCAUAUCGGGCUAGCGCCCAGAAGCUGCAGAAAGACUUGAAGAAGCUCAAGGUGGAGAAGGACAAGGCCGAGGCUGAGGCAGUCGCUGCUGCCGCCGCGGCUAAUGAGGAGCGCGCCUUGGUCCUUUCAUCGCAGAGCGCGGCCAAGCCGGGUCUCAGGAAUGGAGUAGACACGGACGCUAUCAUCCGGGCCGCCGAGGCCGCCGAGCGGAGGCACGAGAAGGAGAUCCGCGGAAUGGUGAUGCAGAUGGAGUGGCUUAAGGCAUGUUGGGAGCGCGAAGCAAGGCUGCGUGGCGACGCCGCCUUUGCCAAGCACUACCUCAUGCUGCAGGUACAGAUCCGCGACGCCUGCAACAAAGCCGACCUGGCCAUCAUCAACCGCAUCCGCGCAGAACUCAACCCCUCCGCGCGCUCCUCCGCCGCCGCUGCAGCGCUGGGCCAGCUCAGCCCCGUCCGCGAGCACACGCAAACAACCAGACGACGACAAGUUCUUCCGGCAACCGCCAAUUAUAACCCUGGUGCCACCAAUGCCGGUGCAAUGAAGCGGGUCCUCAGUGCGGUGCGAUUUGUCGUCCGCAUGCAGAUUGGGGCGCGCAACUGGGCCCGCCACGAGCAGGUCCGCCGGCGGCUGGCCGACUGCUUUGAGGACAUGGAGAGGGAGGAGCGCAUCAGGAAGAUGAGGGAUCUCUGGCGCGCAAAGGUGGCUACUGGUACUACUAGUAAGGGUGUUUCUUCUGGUGCGGGUACUUCUGCCGCGGCGGCGGUGUGA
Molecule: messenger RNA, 4026 nt
Organism: Canariomyces notabilis
Lineage: Eukaryota; Fungi; Ascomycota; Sordariomycetes; Sordariales; Chaetomiaceae
Exons: 12
Coding region: 1-4026 (1341 amino acids)
Source: RefSeq, a predicted model, not a curated record